AACACUAUAAAAAUAUUCGUUAACCCUAGUUAAUUACUCUCUUCUGUUAAAUCCCAUUCAUCAUCCCCUUCUAGCUCAUUAUUUUCUCCUGCGCCAUCUUUGGUCCUUAUCUUCUCCUAUCCCGUCUUCUCUUUCUCACAAUUGAAAAAAAAAAAAGAAAAAUCCAGAAUAUCUGUAUCCAUUCAGGUUUUGUAUCCCUUUGUUCAUUAUAAAAAAAGGUGAAGAAUUUCCUUACAAUUUUGGAAAUCAGUUUUCUCUCUAUUUAUCGUCUUUAAAAUCGUAAGCUCUUUUUUCCACCUGUUUUUUGUGUUUUCUUCUAGGGUUUUCGGUUAUUUAGUUCUGGUAGUAAUUAUGCCGCCGCCGACGAGCAAAUCAACGUCGUCGCUGUCUUCCGACGGGGAGGCGCCGGCAUCGAACAAUCUCUGGAUCGGUAAUCUAUCCCCUGAAGUUACCGAUUCGGAAUUGACGGCGCUCUUCGAAAAGCACGGGCCGGUCGAUAGCAUAACCAAUUACGCAUCUCGAAGCUAUGGCUUCGUAUAUUAUAAGAAAAUUGAGGACGCCAAAUCCGCCAAAGAAAAGCUUCAGGGCACAAUUCUCCAUGGGAACCCGAUUAAGAUCGAGUUCGCUAAACCGGCUAAACCAUGUAAGAGCUUAUGGGUGGCUGGAAUAAGCCAAUCUGUCUCAAAAGAAGAACUGGAAGAAGAAUUUACGAGAUUUGGUAAAAUCCAGGAAUUUAAAUUUCUUAGAGACCGUAAUACUGCAUAUGUCGACUUUUCUAGAUUAGAGGAUGCUUCUCAAGCGUUGAAGAAUAUGAAUGGGAGGAGAAUUGGUGGGGAUCAGAUACGUGUGGAUUUUCUUCGAUCACAACCUUCUAGAAGAGAGCAGUUACCUGAUUUUCGUGAUGCAAGGGAAGGACAUUUCCCCAACAGGAGCAUUGGCCCUCCAGAUACACGGUGGAUGGCACAAGAGUCUAUCCAAGUUGGGUCAAAACGACAUCAAUUCCAGUCUCCAGGAGGGCGGAGGGGAGAUGGUCAACCAAGCAAGGUCUUGUGGAUAAGUUAUCCUCCUUCAGUUCAGAUUGAUGAAGACAUGUUGCAUAAUGCAAUGAUUCUGUUUGGUGAGAUAGAAAGGAUUAAAACUUUUGAAGACAGGAACUAUGCGUUUGUACAAUUUAGAAGUGUAGAUGAAGCACGACUUGCAAAAGAAGGUUUGCAAGGCAAGCUUUUUAGUGAUCCACGAAUCUCAAUUGAGUAUUCAAACAGUGAACUUGCACCAAACAAAGAUUACUUGGGGAAUUAUCCUGGAACCAAAGGGACAAGGCCAGAUACGUACCUGAAUGAUGUUCCAUUUAGGCAUGGACAAAUGGACAUAAUUAGUCAUGAUUCUGGAGUUUUGCCACCUCGUGGAGCCCCUGGACCUGAUGGCAUUAUGAGGCCAUUAGGUCCUCAAGGAAAUUUUGAUCUUCAAGGUGGUCAUCACGCCCAUUUGGGGGGUCCAAAUUGGAGAAGAUCUUCUCCUGCACCUGGCCUGCUGUCUUCACCUUCUGCCAGUCUCAAUCUGCCAAAUAGAUCUGCAUCAAGUGCUUGGGAUGUCUUUGAUGCCAGCCAACUUCAGAGGGAGUCCAAAAGAUCAAGGGUUGAGGGAACUUUGCAAGCUCACAAUUCAUCAUUUCCUGCCAGAAGAACUGAUGACCAAGGGUUGGGUUUGGAUGAACCAUAUGGGCUUCGUACAUACGCAGGUUCUACAGAUCCUCUUUCUAAUUUUGAAGGAAGAAGUCAUCUUAGCCCAGUUGGCAUGCAAAUUUCAGUUGGUGGACUAGGAAAGCGCAUUCCUGAGCCUGAUUAUGUGUGGCGAGGGAUUAUUGCAAAAGGUGGCUCACUUAUUUGCCAUGCCCGUUGUGUUCCUAUAGGGGAAGGUAUCAGUUCUGAGAUUCCAGAGGUUGUUAAUUGCACAGCUCGGACUGGGUUGGACUUGUUAACCAAGCAUUAUGCUGAUGCUGUUGGUUUUAGCAUCGCAUUCUUCUUACCCGACAGUGAAGCUGAUUUUGCUUCAUAUACAGAGUUUUUGAGAUACUUGGGAGCUAGAAAUCGGGCUGGUGUUGCCAAGUUUGACGAUGGCACCACCUUGUUCUUGGUGCCUCCAUCUGAUUUUCUGACCAAUGUUCUUAAGGUUACGGGACCUGAAAGGCUUUAUGGAGUUGUUUUAGAGUUUCCCCAAGCAGCUCCUGCUAGCUCAAAUAUUCCGCCGUCAUUGGUUCAGCCGCAGUAUGUGGAUGCACAGCAGCAAGCUAGUUCUCUAACUGGAUAUAAUGAGAUAGCGCAGGAGGAAAUUGGUAUACAAAUGGGUUAUAACAAGGUGGUACCGGAAGAUAUGAAACCACCUCUGAAAAUGUUGGGCUCCUCUUUGAAUUCUACUCCGCCAAUCAAUAAUGCUGCAGUUUCUCAAGCUGGACUUAAAUUAACACCUGAUCUUAUUGCCACUCUAGCUUCUAUAUAUCAGGGAAACAGUAAGUCAUCUGGUUCAGAAAGUUCAUCAGUACAGUCUGCUUCAACAACAUUGGGCCCUGCAUUAAAUAUUACCCCUGCACCUGAUAAAGGACUUCCACAAGGGUGGCAGCAUGAACGUCAAGUUCCUGAGCAAGCAGGUUAUGUUACACAACAAUUCAACAGCCAGUUUCAUAGCCAAGCACAAUUUAUUCCACAAGUUCAUGCUUAUCCUGCGGUGUCAAACACCCUCAAUCUUCCUGCUCAAGGUGCCCUUGGCUAUAGCCAAAUCCAAGAUCGUGGUUUCAACAUGCAACCUCAAGGUGCUGUGUCAUCUAGACCAAUUGCCUCUGCAACCCCAUCUCAAGGACAGGUUUCAGCCUUGUCUAAUGUUGACCAGCAGCAUCAACUUGGAAUGCCCCAUGAUCCUCUGAAGGGGCAUGGGAUGGCACAGGGAACUGAUGCAUUGAGGUUGUAUGGUUCGUCGGUCCUUCACCAGCCUACAAAUCUUGUAACAUUGGGCAGUGAGAUUAAUGGUCCCAAUGUCCUACAGCAUGCUUCUAUGCCACAAACUACUGAAGCUGAUGUUAGGAAUCAGGUGCAGGAGCAUCAUUCAGCUUUGCAAGGAGCAGGCCAGGAUACAUCUGAGACUGAGGAAGAAAAGAAUAGACGCUAUCAAUCAACUUUACUAUUUGCUGUCAAUCUCCUUAACAGGGUGCAGCAACCACCUGGAACUCAGACUGGGCAAGGUUCUGGCAGCUGACAGAAUUGCCCCACCAGGUUUGUGCUGACCCGGAUAAAUGGACACUCAAAUAUAUAGCGAGUUGAUAAUGAGCAUAUUGCGCGGCUAGAAGGUGAUAGCGACUGUAAAAUGUAGAGAAGGUCAAUCAUGACCAAAUACUGGUUGGAGUUCUACGAUAUGGCAAAAGUAAAUAGGAAAUAAAUAAUGCAGCUAGACGGGUUGUGGAAGGCAAAUGGUAUCUUAGGAUAAAACUGAUGAACGAAAACAGGGUGCCCUAUUUGGGAAUCUCCAGAUCUAUGCGGUCUUUAGCGGUCCAAUGGGGUUUGUUUGAAGGGAAAUAUUAACCAAAACAUUUGGUCUAUGAUUGUAUCCUCCAUUGCGAAGUCUUCUUUGAAGUGGAACGCUCGUGUAUUAAUUGCAUCUCUUCGACACUCGGAACAAUUCGUGUUUUAACUCCAUUUCUUAACUCUUGUAACAGCAGUGUUUUAACUGCAUUUCUUUGGCACAUUAUAGCCGUUUUGUUAAACUAGUUCUAAUCAAAUACACAGCAAAGCCUAUGCGUUGAGUUUGUAUGCCUUUUCACAAAUGUGAUUGUGCGUAACAUUUUGUGUAAAGUUAAGCUCGGUGUUUCUUAAAUAUAU
Molecule: messenger RNA, 3866 nt
Organism: Coffea eugenioides
Lineage: Eukaryota; Viridiplantae; Streptophyta; Magnoliopsida; Gentianales; Rubiaceae
Product: flowering time control protein FPA-like
Exons: 6
Coding region: 352-3246 (964 amino acids)
Molecular function (GO): RNA binding
Source: RefSeq, a predicted model, not a curated record